This is a messenger RNA of Thunnus maccoyii (southern bluefin tuna), 1920 nucleotides long. RefSeq names its product G protein-coupled receptor 186 (gene gpr3). Gene Ontology annotation, molecular function: G protein-coupled receptor activity. The record is from RefSeq and is a predicted model, not a curated record. NCBI's taxonomy places the organism in Eukaryota, Metazoa, Chordata, Actinopteri, Scombriformes, Scombridae. The transcript has 2 exons. The coding region runs from base 273 to 1265 and encodes 330 amino acids. Gene Ontology annotation, biological process: G protein-coupled receptor signaling pathway. Gene Ontology annotation, cellular component: membrane.
AAUCGCUCCGAAGAGAUUGAAGAAGAGGAGAUGCGAGGCGAUGCCAAGUGAGCGUUUAACGCAACUUUGAUGAAGAGAGGAGCGCGGAGCGGUGAGCUACACUGGGACUGUCCUCCUUAUUUAAACUGGCACCGUGCAUCACAUCACGGACAGGCAUCACCGCAUCUCCAUCAUUUGAGCUUAAAAGAGAAGAGAUCUGUUCUAUUAAAGUCUUGCAAAGGAGUCAAAGGAUCGUGCUAAUAAGGUUGUGUCUGUGUGAUCGCUGACCAGCCAUGAUCCUGAACACCUCUGACCUGGGCUGGGAUGAGUCUUCUGGUAUGGACCCCUUCUUCCCUCUGGACCAGGUGGAUAACUCCUCUCCAUAUGAAGUCCCGCCCCUCACAGUGUGGGGCGUGGCCCUGUGUGUUUCAGGAACUCUCAUCGCCACUGAAAAUGCAAUAGUUGUCACCACCAUCUUGGCCACCCCCUCUCUGCGCGCCCCUGUUUUCCUGCUGCUCGCCAGCCUCGGAUUGGCAGAUCUCCUGGCAGGCGUGGCUUUGAUCUUGCACUUCCUCUUCCUGUUCUGCGUGGAGCCCAGUGAUUGGUCGGAAUUAGUGACUUCAGGACUGCUAGUGACAUCACUGACUGCCUCCCUCUGUAGCCUGAUGGGUGUUGCCUUGGACCGAUACCUGUCCUUAAGCCAUGCCCUCACCUAUGGCUCCGGCCAAUCCCGUCGCCGCGCCGCUGUCCUCCUGCUGCUGGUCUGGGUGGGUGCAUGUGUCAUCGGGGCAGGACCAGUAAUGGGAUGGCACUGUCUAGACAAGCCAAAUUCCUGUUCUGUAGCACGACCUCUGACUCGGACAUACCUAUCACUGCUGUGUGGUGGCUUCCUGGUGAUUGUCAUGGUGACCUUGCAAUUGUAUGCCGGGAUCUGUCGUGUGGCAAGGCGGCACGCCCACGCCAUUGCUACCCAGAGGCACUUCCUUCCCUCUAACCAAUCAUAUGCAAGCAAACACAGCAGUGGGAGGGGCUUCUCUCGGUUGAUCCUGGUCCUCAGUGUGUUUGUGGGCUGCUGGAUGCCUUUCUCCCUCUGGGGGCUGCUGGGUGAUGCAUCCAGCCCUCCUCUGUACACCUACGCCACCUUGGUGCCGGCGGCGGGCAGCUCCCUGCUGAACCCCAUACUCUACAGUCUGAGAAACAAAGACAUUCGCAAGGUUUUGCUCCAAGCCUGCUGCCCCCACAGAUGCGCACACAACACACACAUACACUACCCUGUUGACGUGUAGACUGCCAAACUUCGCCAAUCUAUGCCAGACAUAUCAGUUUGUAUGCCAAGAUACACACACAGCUGUAUUGACUGUCAUCCAAAUCAAGAACAUGAAGUCUCACAUACGCCCACACACACAUGAGCAGCACUUCCCUGAGAGACGAGGGCCCUUCUACAAAUCAGAAUGUACUGAACUGUUCUGGCUGGCAGCCAUCUUGGAACAGCUCUGCUGUCAUCACAAAGACUAAAUGUACUGUUUUGUGUAUACUUUGUGCCUCAUCCUGAGUCAAUUGUAGCUCCACUGGAUCCCCCAGAAUGAAACAAUCACAGAGACGCUAUAUAUGUACCCACUCAUCAAAAGUGGAUUUAAUGACGACCGGCACUUUAAGACAAGAGGAAGGAAUGGGUUUUUAAUUGUAAGCCAAUCACAGUGUAAUGACAUACAGUACCAGUCAAAAGUUUGGACACACUUUCACAUUGAAGUGAAUGGGAAGGUGCAUGCAAGUUUUGACUGGUACUGUAUUUGAUCCAAAGCCCAAUUUUAUUUACUUGAAUGUCUAGAAUACACAAUGUUCUCGAUCUUUGAGAUUCUAUUUUGCACUUGAAAGGUACUGACCAUAUGUUCGUGUUGCACAACCUUUUUGAAAUGAAUGAAUAUUUUAUACCGAUGAAUA